Molecule: messenger RNA, 1685 nt
Organism: Brachypodium distachyon (stiff brome)
Lineage: Eukaryota; Viridiplantae; Streptophyta; Magnoliopsida; Poales; Poaceae
Exons: 3
Coding region: 473-1381 (302 amino acids)
Molecular function (GO): phosphoglycerate dehydrogenase activity
Source: RefSeq, a predicted model, not a curated record
CUCUCCAACGUCCCGUAGCGCGCACUACCUUCCGUUCCUCUUCUCCUUCCUCUCCAAUUCCGACCCAAGGCGGCUCGAAAAUAUCUCCGUUCCCCUCCGCCUGGGCAGCGCUGGCCGCUGGGCACUACCUUCCGUUCCCCUCCACCAAGCUCGCUGGGCGGCAGACCGCCGUAGAGCCCGACGUCUCUAUUCCCGUCAUCAAGUAGCGGCGGCGCAACGGCUGGCAGGGCGUGCAACGGCGCCCCCAACCCCGUCGCUCGUCUUCCUCUUCGAGCGAGCGCCGCCACCCCUCCCUCCCUCCCCAUCGCGCUGCCGAGCAGCACCCCAGCCCCCUCGCUCCGUCGCUCGUCUUCCUCCUCAUGCGACCGCCUCCACCGCAGAUAGUGGAACUGGGACUAUUAUGGUGGUGUAGUUUGCCUGUUUUCGCAUACUGAGUCAGCGCGAUAAAGAUCUAUUCAUUUGAUUGUAUAAGAUGGGCGAUGGGAUGGCUUUUGAGGCUGCUAGGAAGAUCAUCAUGCACCCGCUUUACGCGUCAAGGUCUUCACCUUGGCUUGACUUGAAGGUGUUCUAUGUAAGGGUCAGCAAUUGCGUGGUGGACGAGUCUGCACCGGAGCGUCUCACGCUCAACCACAUCCCGCUAUCUCCUGAUACAGUUAUCGAGGUCAAUGGACGGCGGAGCAGCAUGCACACUGAGUUCAUCUCGUCGUCCCUCAGAAGGGAUAGGAUCGACACGAAGACAGAGGAAGCUACGUAUGUGAGCACAGAUAGUAUAAGGAUGACAGGGAGCGUGCGGUUUCAGGUGUUUGAUAAGAAUGAUCUCUUGCUCACUGGAGACCUAGAGUUAUGCAAUGCCAAUGGAGUGGUUGGGGAAUCGAAGAACAGCAGCAGGAACUGGAAUAUAAAGUGCCAAUCAUCAGCAUCUUCUAGUGGUUUCUUGAAGGGGAAGAUGUCCACAGGCCCGGAUUCUGUACACCCUGUGGUCGAGGUUUAUGUUGCUGGCACUUUCAGUGGCACACCUAUUAUAUUAACAAAGACUAUCCAGUUUAUAUCACGGAGGAAAUCCCAAAUGAAACUAAAGCUGGAUUCCAUCCCAGAGAAUGAAGCAACUGAACAGAAAGAAAACUUACAUAGAGACUCUCUAAAGGUAUCAGAAUUCCAGGAUCCCAAAUCUGAUACAGAUGUGGAUGUUGACUAUAACAGCUUGUACUCGAGACAUGACUUUUUAGAGGGCGAGGAUGGUGAGCUUUCAUGGUUUAAUGCUGGUGUGCGAGUUGGAGUCGGGAUUGGCCUUGGCAUAUGUGUGGGCGUCGGAUUGGGCGUUGGCCUACUGGUUCGGACAUACCAAAGCACCAGCAGGAACUUCAGGCGGCGACUGCCCUGAUGACCGAACCUCUCGGGUGUAGUUGUGUAUUUAUCUUGUCUCUGUAGGGAAAACUAACUGUCCGUCUUCCUUGUCCAUGCUAGUGAUAGCUGAGUGAGGCCUUUUGUUCUUCCCUUCUGGAGUCACUCUGGGUAUCUGAUGCUUUCUUGUGUGCAUUGCCAAUCUUUUUGCCCCCCUGAGGUGUAAAUGCAGUCUGUAUAUAGUAUAGUAAAAAUAAGAGCGAAGUCACUUGAUGUUACUGUGAUCAUAAGGUGGUUCUUUCUGGAUUCUGGAAUUAAAUGUGUUGGCGAAGGAACUUAAGUGA